Molecule: messenger RNA, 808 nt
Organism: Lobosporangium transversale
Lineage: Eukaryota; Fungi; Mortierellomycota; Mortierellomycetes; Mortierellales; Mortierellaceae
Product: small GTPase superfamily
Exons: 4
Coding region: 212-796 (194 amino acids)
Biological process (GO): Ras protein signal transduction
Cellular component (GO): plasma membrane
Molecular function (GO): GDP binding; GTP binding; GTPase activity
Source: RefSeq, a predicted model, not a curated record
GGCUUUGGAACAAGAGCAUGCAAUCUAUCAACAAGGUGUCAGCAAUUUAUCUUCAAUAUUAAAGAUAAUAGAGUCAUCAGGGCAACUACCACAUCGCUUUUUCUCUCUCUCUCUCUCUCUCUCUCUCCUCUCUCUUUUUCUUCCUUGGCACUUAAUUAACAACAGUAACAACAACAGUUCACCCAUCCACUAUACACACAAUAAAAACAACAUGGGAAAGAAAGCGAAACAGGAAAUGCCUUUGCACAAGGUCAUCAUGGUUGGUUCUGGAGGAGUGGGCAAAUCAGCCUUGACACUCCAAUACAUGUAUGGUGACUUUGUGGAAGAAUACGAUCCCACAAAGGCCGAUUCCUACCGCAAGAAGGUCAUGCUUGAUGGUCAUGAUUGCCAAAUCGACAUUCUGGACACGGCUGGACAGGAAGAGUAUGCCGCGAUUCGUGACAAUUAUUAUCGAUCAGGGGAAGGGUUCAUUUGUGUGUUUUCACUCUGUGAAUACGAAUCCUUUAUGCAUACUCAAGAAUUCAAGGAUCAGAUCUCACGCGUCUUAGAUGAUGACAAGGUUCCUUUCAUCCUUGUAGGCAACAAGGCAGACUUGUCACAACUUCGUAAAGUAAACUAUGAAGAUGCUGUAACAAAAGCCGCCGAAUGGAGUUGCCCCUAUUAUGAGACAUCAGCCAAGACUAGACAGAAUGUGGAUGAGGUGUAUACAGUACUGAUGCGUAAGAUUCAACAACGCAAGGAGAAUGCCAAGGAUCGUGAGAGGAAGGGGAAGAAGGGCAAGUGCUUGAUUCUGUGAAAGUAGAGAAAA